Thlaspi arvense is the source of this 1515-nucleotide messenger RNA. NCBI's taxonomy places the organism in Eukaryota, Viridiplantae, Streptophyta, Magnoliopsida, Brassicales, Brassicaceae. The record is from the annotation of a GenBank genome assembly.
AUGGCGAGCGAAGAAGACAAAGCCCUUGAAAAUCUUCUUGACAUUCAGCUGAAAGACCAGAGAGAAUCGCUUUCCGCCAUUGACGAAGCCCUAGCCUCUGACCCAUCUAACUCCGAACUCCUCUCGGUCCAUGAAGAACUUCUAGGAGCAAUCAAGGAUGUAGAGGAAGGGCUUUUGCACUUAAAACGUGCUCGGUUACUGCAGGAAGCUGACUUAGUGCUGCUUGGCCUGAGUAAUGCUGCUGCUGGAGUCAAAUCCGAGCAUGUCGAUCCUGCAGAUGAACCAGAGCCAACUCUCGAAGAGAAGAAGGAUUCGGAUGGAUCGAAAUGUAGAUUCCGGCACACCGAUGGCCGUUGGUAUAAUGGUCGCAUUAUUGGGUUUAAAGGCUCUGAUUCUACAAAGAUAACUUUCCUUACACCAACAUCUGAGAGUAUGAUCAUGUGCAAGUUUUUCAUGCAACAGAGGUGUCGGUUUGGUAGCACCUGUCGUUCAUCACACGGACUAGAUGUUUCGUUGUCUUCUCUAAAGAACUACGAGGAGACUGAGUGGAAGCAAUCGAUGGUAGGCUCCAAGAUUUGGGCGGUUUCCGGGAGUAAAUACGACAUGUGGAGGGUGGCUGAACUUGAGUCAUGGGAUGAUGAACUACAAGUAGGCGGAGUUGUUUUCAAAGAUGAUGGAAGCUCUGCGAAGCUAGGAUCUGAUGCUAUGGCUUUAUCAGAGUACGCUCAGAUGACUGAUGAUGGUGAAGAAGAAGAGGAAGAGGAAGAAGAAGGGAGUGUUUCAGGCUCUGAAGAAUCUGUUUCAAGUGAUUAUGAUGAAGACUCUCCUCCACAAGGCGUGGGCUUUUUAGAGAGCACAAAUCAACGGAGGGGCGUACAAACUGAGACAGCCAUAUUUGCUAAGUGGGAGAAUCACACCAGAGGAAUAGCUUCUAAGAUGAUGGCGAGUAUGGGAUACCGUGAAGGGAUGGGACUUGGUGCUUCUGGCCAAGGGAUAUUAGACCCCAUCUUAGUAAAAGUACUUCCAGCGAAACGGUCACUGGAUCAUGCUCUUGAGCAUAUUAGGAACGGAGAAGAUAAAACAGAGAAGCCUAAGAAGAAAAGAAGCAGAGGUGGGAGAAGGAAGCGUGAGAAGAAGUUUGCAGAAGCAGCUAGAGCAGCGAAACAGGAAGAGGAAUCAAAGCCAGAUUUGUUUAGCCUAAUCAACGACCGUCUUCUUCCUUCGCGCCAUGAGAAUGUAAAUGGAAAAGAGUCAGUGAAAAAGAGGCAGAACAAUGGUCCAGUAGACAGGAAGGCUCUGGUUGCAUACGAAGACGAAGUCAAGGGCUUGAAGUUACAAGUGAGGAAACUAGAAGAGAUGGUGAACAGAAACAAGAAAGAUCAGAUUGUUUCAGAGGCUGCAACAAGAAGAUUGAACGAAGUCAAAAAGGCAUUGGCUUGUACAUUAGCAGCUCAAGCAUCUGCCUCCAAUGCUGUAGAAAGCAAAGAGAAAGAGAAGAAAUGGCUCAAGUUUUAG